UGCGGCCGGCUAUAAAGAGCGGCGCGGGGCUCACACACACACACAGCCCCACUGCACACAUGCAGCGUGCUCAGGAUGACACAGCCCACUACUGUGCUGAGCAUUUUCGCCAUGUUCCUUCACACCACUUUUGGGGAAAGUGGUUGCACCUCAGCAGACGGUGAUGGGACUCUCGGGGAUGAUGAACCAGACAAUUUUGACAUUGAUUGCUUCAGCCAGCUGGAAAUUAAGGACUCCUUUAGCAGCCUGACCUGCAAUUUCACCGAGCUGUCUCCUUACAACACUAACUACACCCUGUCUCUGUGUACCAAGGAAGACAACAAUUAUGCCUGCUCCAACAUGAAGAAACAGGAAGAUGUAUUCUUCUUACAGUUCAUUGAUAUACUCUCAAACAGAGACGUUUGCAUGUACUCUGAGACGAAGAGAAAGGUCUGCAGGAGUCUGGUUGUAACUGACAUUGUUAAGCCCGAAGUACCCUUCGCUAUAAACAUCACAUAUGAAAGGGAGGCAAAUGAAUAUCUUAUUCGCUACUGUACACCACACUCAAGGAAGAAAUAUUUAAAGGACAAAUUAGUGCACCAAGUAGCCUAUCGGCAGAAAGAAGGUACUUGGAAGACAAUAGAGUCACCAUACCUUCAGAUAAAAUUGCUGGGGAAAAACCUUGAACAUGAAGCAUCGUAUGAGGUGAAAGUACGUUCUCAGCCCAAUGGAGAUUAUUUUAAGGGCACAUGGAGUGAAUGGAGCACUUCCAAGAGCUUCAAAACAGCAAGAGAGCAGCACUCCACAGAAAGCUAUAGCAGUAUGGUCAUGGUUAUACUCUCCAUCCUGGGAUUCAUGCUGUCCGUUGUUAUGAUUGCACUCAUCGUAGUUUUUUGGGAAAACAGGAUCAAGCCUGCUGUAUGGCCAAACCUUCCUGACCAUAAAAAAACGCUGGAGCAACUAUGCAAGAAGCCAAAAAACAAUUUUGAUAUAAGCUUUAACCCAGAGAGUUUUGGCUAUGUUCAUAUCCAUAAAGUGGAUGGCCUUUGGGCAAAAGCUGAACUGGAGAAUUUUCUGCAGCCAUCAACUGCUCCAGAGACAAGCCUUCCAGAAAAAUUCAGGAGUGGAUCAGACCUGAAGAUGAUCCCUGCGAUGGCAGACAAAAACAACAUAAACCUGCCGGUGUCUUAUGAAGGAGUCUGGCCAGCUGAAACCCUGCACAGCCUCCUGUGCCCCAGCCAGUUUUCAGUCACCGAGGGCAGCUGCAGCUCCAGCAUGUAUGAGGUUUGCCACGGCAACCGGGUGCCCCUGCACAGCGAUGGUUUCAACCUUUCCUCCACUCGUCCCCUGGAUCCUUCGGGACAGCCCCAUCCAGAGCCCCUAAAUGACAACACCCAAUCCCAGAUGCUGCCUAACAGUGACGUGAGAUCACCAAACAAUGAGGAAGCCUACGUCACAAUGUCCAACUUCUACAAAGUUCAGUAAAUCUCACAAGAAUUACAGCAUGCAAUUUUUUCAAACACAUGCAGAAUACUGAAGCUUUCUGGUUCUGUUUUCCCAUAUCCUGAGAGCUCCCACCUCCAUCGUGCACUCUGCUCACGGUGCAACACUGUACCUGCAGGAAAAGGGGGUUCUCCUACUCUGCAGUGAGAAUUAGCCUAUCUCAGCAUUCAGUAUGCUGCUAGCAGUCUUCACUGCAGCAGAAAUUAAAUUUAAUUCAACCUGAUUCUGAUCUUCAAAUCUAAUAAUCCAGAGCAGUGACAACACAGUCGCAGUUGAGGAUCACAGCAUGUCUCAUAGAAAUUAAUGAACUCUUUUGUUACCCUCUUGGUUACAAAGUUAAGCUCUUAUUAAUGCCUUAGCAAGAAAUACGACAAUAAAUUCCUUUUAAAUAGAACCCAAUCUCUUUUAAACACUGGUGGGUCAAGACUAACUCCCCCUCAGUCAGUCAAAAGACAGUAAAAAGACAAAAAGAAAGGAAAUUAGAGUUGCUAUCAAGUAUUAGAUGCCUGACGAUUCAGGAGCUUGAGCACCACCAUGACAGUUAGCUGACUGCCCAGAAGAAAUUGUUCAUGGGCCCACCUGAGGAAGAUGUUUCCUGAGAUGGAUUUAGUUUUUGGUUUGGGUGUUUUCUGGUUUGUUUUUUUUUUUUCUUUUGAGAUGCAAAUUAAAACAAAGCAAGCCCUAAAUGCCACUACUUUUUGUUAUUGGCAAAGAUUUGCCCAUAUGCCAGUUACAGGAUGCACAGGUACUUCUGCUAAUACUUUUGAGGUCUUCAACAUUUAAUGUACCAACUAUGAGAAGCAAAGUCCUUUCUCUUCCUAAAAGCUGAAUUAGGUCUGUAAAUUGCAUGAUGCUGUCCUUUUCUGCAGCUCUUAUGCAAUUAUUAGUGUAGCAUAAGUGCUUUCCAUUCCAGAGACUGGGCUGACCAUGUUUGUUUACUAGCAUUAUUCCCAAUGGCUGCGACUGCACACAAGGACUAUGAAUUUGGACAGGCAAUCUUCUCAUGCAACAUCGACAUAGGAAGAUGGAUGGAAUGUUGUGGAUCCUUGCCAGUGAUCACAAGACCUAAUUUUUUUUUUUUAAAUAUCUUACAGUUUGCCAGGAGAUGUUUUUUGUUUGUUGGUAUUCUUUUAUUCUUUUUUUUGUUGUUGUUGUUUUAAAUUUUUUUUCAUUGUGACUUUUUUUCCUUUAUGAUAUUACCUUUUUUUUUUUUUUUUUUUUUACAUUAUGGCUGAGCCACUUCACAGUCCUCCUUGGAUGCUGCACAUUCUGGAGCACACACUUGGAGAUAAAGCUGCUACAGCCACAUGGUUGCAUGACAGCAAAGCGGUGUGGCCAUGGGGCAUCCAAGCUGCUUCUUGCACUCUGGAGUUGGGGUUCAUCUCACUCUGCAGUCUCAGUUCCCAUAGCUUUUUGAAAUUCUCCUUUACCUAGAUAUAUUCACAUUCCCAGAGUCUAAGGGUGAAAAUAGUCCUCUCUUAUCCUCAGAGGAUGAGAUGCUCAUUUGUUCUGACUUGUAAUGGUCAUGGAGAUGUCACAAAACCUCAGCUGCUGCCAUCUGCCUCUGCCAGGACAGCUUUGUGCCAGGAGAGCAGCAGGAUUAAUCCAAUCACUGAAAAUCUCUUGUGGCCUCGUUUCAAGAAUAUAUGGCAGAGAGUGAGGCUUGCAUUAAACUCAGUGGCUUGAAUUAGAAUUUAAUUCUGCAGGAGAUAGUACAAACCAAACAGCAAUUCUGGAGCACAUCAAAUCAAAACCAGCCGUCCCAAGACAGCACUCCCUCCAUUUUCACCCAGCACAAGGGAAACUUUUGAGUGGGGAGAGCUUAACAGCUACUGUGUGCAAAGGGGCCUCAGAUUUGGCUCAAGGCAUUCCAAUGACAUUUUACAGAAUGGUUUUUAUUGCUGUUUACCGCCAAAUGAAGCAUUAAUUGAUGCAGAAGAAAAAGACCAAAGCCCUGGGCAUUCAUUUGCUUUAUAGUGCUUGUAUAGCCUUUCAAACAGAGCUGCUGAUAAUGCUUAUACUGUGAGAACUUGCACAGAGUGACUGUAGAUACAGACAGACUAUACUAGAAUAAUACCUUCUUCCAGUGACACAGUGACAAACAAAAAGGGGAUAGAGGAAGAAGCAAAAGCACAUCAGGAAAAUCUUCUGCAGUAUGUGCUAUGCUUUCUUCGAUUUUUGUAAUUCUGUAGUUCUGUAACACAUUUGUUGGAUGUAUGCAGAUAUAACCACUUUCAGCUUUGUUUCAGGAAAAAAAAUAAAGCCAAAUAUGCACCAAAGCCA
This is a messenger RNA of Motacilla alba alba, 3765 nucleotides long. RefSeq names its product interleukin 7 receptor (gene IL7R). Gene Ontology annotation, molecular function: protein binding; cytokine receptor activity. Lineage: Eukaryota; Metazoa; Chordata; Aves; Passeriformes; Motacillidae. The transcript is spliced from 8 exons. Gene Ontology annotation, cellular component: membrane; external side of plasma membrane. Gene Ontology annotation, biological process: cytokine-mediated signaling pathway; hemopoiesis; positive regulation of receptor signaling pathway via JAK-STAT. The record is from RefSeq and is a predicted model, not a curated record. The coding region runs from base 76 to 1464 and encodes 462 amino acids.